Molecule: messenger RNA, 2680 nt
Organism: Clunio marinus
Lineage: Eukaryota; Metazoa; Arthropoda; Insecta; Diptera; Chironomidae
Source: the annotation of a GenBank genome assembly
ACCGCCACAAAAUGAAAGAGCGCAACGAUCGUUCUUGUCGACUUUUUUCUUGUUUAUUAGAUAAUUACAAUUAAAAUUAAGAAUGGAAUCAAGUGAAGAUGAAGUUGACAAUGCAGAAGAUGAACCCAUGCUUUGUAAAUAUGGAACACAACUAACACCUUACGAAGCUGAUGAAAUUCCAUCAAAAAAACCAAUUCAGAUUGAAGAUCAAUUUGUAAAAGAUGAAAAUGGAAGGAGACGCUUUCAUGGUGCUUUUACUGGAGGCUUCAGUGCUGGCUAUUGGAAUACAGUUGGAUCAAAAGAUGGCUUCACUCCGUCUGAGUUUAAAAGCUCGAGAAGUGAAAAGCAAACAGUGAAAACAUUUCAACCAACUGAUUUUAUGGAUGAAGAAGAUUUAGGAGAAUUUGGAAUAGCACAUCAAAAAAUUCAAACAACCGAAGAUUUCUCAUCUGGAAGUAGCAAGAGAAAGUACGAGAAGCCAUCUGAAGGACCGAUUCCUGGUGAGCCGGUAUUGAAAAAUCUUUUGAAGCCUAUUCGUGAUAAAGCAGCAGUAAGAAUUCUCAAAUCUAUGGGAUGGCGAGAUCAUCAAGGAAUUGGCUCUCGUUUAACUUAUCGUGAGAAGAAAAGAACAAAUGAAAGAAAUCAGCGUGAAAUGUACAUCCAAACGAAAUAUGGCUGCGAUAUAGGACUAAUAAAGCAAAAGCAGGAUUCAGAAGAUGAAGAUGAUUUGUCAGAUGAUGAAAUUACUUUUGCACCAGAUGAUUUUGAUCCUUACAUUGCAAAUGUUAAAAACAAUGCUUUUGGUCUUGGCUAUUCAGGGCUUAAGCCAUCAUCUAUUUUAAGUUCAAAAUCCCAGCAUGUGAAUCUCUUUCAAACCUUUCAAGUUGUCGAUCGAAACAAUAAAAAAUUGUCGAUUAGAGGUCAAGCGUUUGGAGUUGGUGCACUUGAAGAGGAGGAUGACGAUAUCUAUGCAAUGGAUGAUAUGUCACGAUACGAUAGAUCGCUUGAUGAAGGAGAAAAAACAAAAAGAAAAUUGAAAGCUAUUAAACCAGUUGACUCAUCAAUCAUUGAAGGAUUUACAAAAGCAACAAUAUCAGAAACGACUGUGAAAGUCUUCACAGUUGAUUUACCACGAAGUUUUGAACCACGCAAUUGGCUGACAAGACAAUCACGUUUUGAGCCUAUUGAUGUAAAUCGAGCGAAGGCGUUAGAAGAAAAAAAUAAACAUAAAGUUUUAGGACUUGGUCGUCAUGAUUUUAAGCCUGAAGAGCGUGGUGCUUUAUUGAAUGAAAAAGUUGAAAAGAAUUCGGAGAAAAUAAAUUCCAUCAAAGAAAGUUCUACCGCAAAAAUUCAAGAGUCAGCUAUACGAAUAACUGAACUUCUAAACAGCAAACAAUUCGUCAGUGAAAAGAAUGAAAGUUUCAAGCCUUUUAUUGGUAAUCCUGAGAAACAGGAACGAUAUGACAAGUUCUUGACACUGAAAUCAAGUUCAAGUGAGAAGGAAGUUGAAAAAUUCCUUAAUGAUAUUCAACCCCUUUCAAUGUCAAAUUUCGACCGAGAAAUGGAACGAAAAGAAUUUAUGCAAGCGAAACGAAUGUAUCAACCUUUAGACUCGUUGAUGGGAAAUCGUUUUAUAAAAGAAACUGAUUUAAUCAGGGAAGAAAAUUCACAUAAAAAGACUGAAAAUGGUAAAAAAAUAAUCGUGAUUCACAGGACGAAAGUCAUGUGGAAGCCACACAAAGAUUUGUGUAAACGUUUCAAUGUUCCCGAACCAUUUGGUGGAAUGAUGUUUGAUGAAGACGAAGAGAAGAAUAGAAAGAAGCAAACGAGUUCAUUAUUUGAUUACAUUGGAGUUCCUUUAAAUACAAAAGCAAAUUUUGUUACACCUCAAGUUGUUCCUAGGAAAUUGGCAGUUGAUGACCGAAAGAAAAAUGCUGAAGAUGAGCAAAGAAAGAAUUUCUUGGCUGCUGUCGAAAAAGAAAAAUCAUUCAUGGCUGCUGAUACAAGCAAAAGAGCUGCUGCUAAAGAUUUUUUUGAAUCAAAUGAUGUUCCAACGGUUAAGAAACCUCCAACAGAGUUAAGGAAAGAAGCAAGAAAAGAACCCGCAGGUCCACCAAAGACCGAACUUGAAAUUAAAGUCGCCGAAAGUGUUCACAAAAAACCUCAAGAUAAGAAAGAUUUAUUUAAAGCGAUUUUUUGCGAUAGCGACGAUGAUGAUGAGGGUGACCAAGAUGACAAUGAGAAAACAAUUGAAAAAGGUUUAUCAGAAGCUCAAAAAUCAAGUUUCAUUGAAAGCUUUCUAAACACAAAAUCUGCAAGUGAAAUAAAUGUCUUACGUAAUGAUGAAGCUCCUCGAGGUAUCUUUAAAAGCAUUUUGACGAUGAGUUCUUCAAUGGAUGUCAACAAGUCUGAAGAAAAAGAAAAACCUGUAGAAGAUUUAUAUGGUCCAAAGCUUCCUGAUAAGGAUUUGCCUCAAACUAGCGCUUCUCAUGAAAGACUGUCACAAGCUUCAUCGUCAUCAGAGAGCGAUUUAGAUGAAAAACUUCUUAAAAAGUUAAAGAAACUUAAGAAAAAGAAAAAGAAUGAAGAGGAAUGGGUUGAGAAAGAUAAACUAAAUGAAAAGAAGAGUAAGAAGUAUAAGAAGAAACAUAAGAAGCACAAAUCGAAGAAUUCGAAAUAA